Letharia columbiana is the source of this 624-nucleotide messenger RNA. RefSeq lists its product as uncharacterized. Bases 1 to 624 code for a protein of 207 amino acids. The transcript has 3 exons. NCBI's taxonomy places the organism in Eukaryota, Fungi, Ascomycota, Lecanoromycetes, Lecanorales, Parmeliaceae. The record is from RefSeq and is a predicted model, not a curated record.
AUGCUCGAAGCACUGAGAGAGACAUCACGAGAGAUAGAUCAACCGAUCAUGAUUGUAACAGAUGGGUUGGACGAAUGCAAUAUGAAUGGGCGGAAAGACUUCAUAGAGGCUUGUGAUGGCUGCUUCCAAUUCUCCAUCAAAGAUGAAAAUGUCGAGGAUGAUAUCCGAAAUUUUCUUGACAGGGCCCUCAGAGGGAAUGAGCCAGUCGACAACAUGUUGAGCGAUCGAGCGUUUAGAUUGGAAGUCAUCGAGACUCUGACCUCUCGUGCUCAUGGCAUAGUCAGCACCUAUAACGGCUCUAGCAAUGAGUCACGCAAUUGGUAUGUCCCACGUCCUGGACUUCACAGAUGUCUUUCGAAGCUCAGCGAGGAUGAAAUACCGAACCCGGCAUCAAUCAUCGGAUGCUGCAUGGCUCUAGUUGCGAUCGAUCCAGUCAUCAGAGCUGUGACGCUGGCUCAUUUUGAUAUAGCACAAUACAUGCAAACACAUUGGGAGGUUCUGUUCUCAUGGAAAGAGAAACUGAUGCUGGCAAACAUCACCCUGGCUUAUCUUUCUCUGGAAGCUUUCUCUGUUGUCGUCAAGCGGAUGCAUUUACCAGACGUCUUGAGGAGUACCCGUUUCUAG